Paramecium pentaurelia is the source of this 438-nucleotide messenger RNA. The record is from the annotation of a GenBank genome assembly. NCBI's taxonomy places the organism in Eukaryota, Ciliophora, Oligohymenophorea, Peniculida, Parameciidae.
CAAUGAAGGCCGAACAAUAACAAAAGGGGGCAACCAAAACAGUAAAGAAAGUUAAGGUUAAUAACAAAGCACCAGUCAGGUACAUUGAAUAUUUGAAAAAAGAUUAUGGGUUAAGGCUGCUUUCACUGGUUUCAGAAGAUCUAAAGUUUAAUAAAACGAGAAUUAAGCAUUGUUAAAGAUUUAACAUGUUGAUGAUGUCUCAUCUAGCAGAUUCUAUUGGGGAAAAAGAGUAGCAUAUAUCUACAAGGCUCACUCUCUUAAGAACAAUACUAAAUUUAGAGUAAUUCAUUAUCCUAAUGUUUUUUAGACUAUCUGGGGUAGAAUCAGCAAAUCACAUGGAUCAAAUGGAGUUGUGAUUGCUCGUUUCAAUAGAAAUCUUCCACCAAGAGCCAUUGGAUCUACUUUGAGAGUAUUCCUUUAUCCAAAUAGGGCUUGAUC